Cercocebus atys (sooty mangabey) is the source of this 1753-nucleotide messenger RNA. It is a transcript of the gene WNT7A, whose product is annotated as wingless-type MMTV integration site family, member 7A. The transcript is spliced from 4 exons. Gene Ontology annotation, biological process: positive regulation of JNK cascade; cell fate commitment; neuron differentiation. Gene Ontology annotation, molecular function: frizzled binding; cytokine activity. Gene Ontology annotation, cellular component: extracellular region. Lineage: Eukaryota; Metazoa; Chordata; Mammalia; Primates; Cercopithecidae. The record is from RefSeq and is a predicted model, not a curated record. The coding region runs from base 304 to 1353 and encodes 349 amino acids.
GGGGCGGGGGCGGGAGGCAGCAGCGCCCCCGCACUCCCCGCGUCUCGCACACUUGCACCGGUCGCUCGCGCGCAGCCCGGCGUCGCCCCACGCCGCGCUCGCUCCUCCCUCCCUCCUCCCGCUCCGUGGCUCCCGCGCUCCUGGCGAGGCUCAGGCGCCGAGCGCGCAGACGGGCGCACGGACAGACGGCCCCGGGGACGCCUCGGCCCGCGCCUCCCGGGCGGGCUAUGUUGAUUGCCCCGCCGGGGCCGGCCCGCGGGAUCAACACAGCCCGGCCCGCGGCCCCGGCGGCCAACCGGGACUAUGAACCGGAAAGCGCGGCGCUGCCUGGGCCACCUCUUUCUCAGCCUGGGCAUGGUCUACCUCCGGAUCGGUGGCUUCUCCACAGUGGUAGCUCUGGGCGCAAGCAUCAUCUGUAACAAGAUCCCAGGCCUAGCUCCUAGACAGCGGGCGAUCUGCCAGAGCCGGCCCGACGCCAUCAUCGUCAUAGGAGAAGGCUCGCAAAUGGGCCUGGACGAGUGUCAGUUUCAGUUCCGCAAUGGCCGCUGGAACUGCUCUGCACUGGGAGAGCGCACCGUCUUCGGGAAGGAGCUGAAAGUGGGGAGCCGGGAGGCUGCAUUCACCUACGCCAUCAUUGCUGCCGGCGUGGCCCAUGCCAUCACAGCUGCCUGUACCCAGGGCAACCUAAGCGACUGUGGCUGCGACAAAGAGAAGCAAGGCCAGUACCACCGGGACGAGGGCUGGAAGUGGGGUGGCUGCUCCGCCGACAUCCGCUACGGCAUCGGCUUCGCCAAGGUCUUUGUGGAUGCCCGGGAGAUCAAGCAGAAUGCCCGGACUCUCAUGAACUUGCACAAUAACGAGGCAGGCCGAAAGAUCCUGGAGGAGAACAUGAAGCUGGAAUGUAAGUGCCACGGCGUGUCAGGCUCGUGCACCACCAAGACGUGCUGGACCACACUGCCACAGUUUCGGGAGCUGGGCUAUGUGCUCAAGGACAAGUACAACGAGGCCGUUCACGUGGAGCCUGUGCGUGCCAGCCGCAACAAGAGGCCCACCUUCCUGAAGAUCAAGAAGCCACUGUCAUACCGCAAGCCCAUGGACACAGACCUGGUGUACAUCGAGAAGUCACCCAACUACUGCGAAGAGGACCCGGUGACCGGCAGUGUGGGCACCCAGGGCCGCGCCUGCAACAAGACGGCCCCCCAGGCCAGCGGCUGUGACCUCAUGUGCUGUGGGCGUGGCUACAACACCCACCAGUACGCCCGCGUGUGGCAGUGCAACUGUAAGUUCCACUGGUGCUGCUAUGUCAAGUGCAACACAUGCAGCGAGCGCACGGAGAUGUACACGUGCAAGUGAGCCCUGUGUGCACACCACCCUCCCACUGCAAGUCAGAUUGCUGGGAGGACCGGACCGUUUCCAAGCUGCGGGCUCCCUGGCAGGUCACUGCCUGGAUCUUCACAGGGAACCGCAGGAAUGCUGAGCUUGUCUUUUCUGCUGAGGAGGGUACUUUUCCUGGGUUUCCUGCAGGCAUCUGUGGGGGAAAAAAAAAUCUCUCAGAACCCUCGACUAUUCUGUUCCACACCCAAUGCUGCUCCACCCUCCCCCAGACACAGCCCAGGUCCCUCUGCGGCUAGAGCGAAGCCUUUUGCAGCAGGAACUCUGGACCCCUGGGCCACAUCAUAGCAAUAUUUAACAAUUUAUUCUGAUAAAAUAAUAUUAAUUUAUUUAAUUAAAAAGAAUUCUUCCACCUCGUCGG